GAUUAAACGUGUACGGUGCAUACGGGCGUUAAACAUCCAUAAUUAAGGACAGACAAAAUCUUUAAUAAUGUCAGUUCUAGAACGUAAACGAUCUACGCAUGCUCAGAUGUCAAAAUAAGAGCGGCGCUUAUAGUGACUGACCUUAAGUGAACUUGCAAUAACUCUCUAUUAUUAAAAAAUCGACCCUUAAACUUUUAACAUUAAAGAUGUGACGGUAUUUCUGGAACGGUAUUUUUUUGGAUCGUAACAUCGCAAGAGAGGUGGUCCAAUAUUAAACCACAAAAAUGCCCACCAAACUAGUUUUUGCAAAGCCAGGAAAUCCUGCCGAGGUUCUGCGUACCGAGGAAUAUGACAUGCCACAAAUAGAACCAAACGAAGUUUUAGUACAAAUGAUAGCAGCACCUGUAAACCUCAUAGACUUAAACAUAGUUCUAGGAAUUUAUCCUUUCACAUAUGAGAUUCCUGGAUUCGAAGGAGUUGGGAAAAUUAUUAAAGUAGGUUCUAAAGUACAAAAGGUUCAAAUCGAUGAUAUUGUAGUACCAACCAUUUAUGCAGGUACAUGGAGAACUCAUCUAGCCCUAAAAGAAGACGACGUACUGCCUUUACCUAAAGAAAUAGACAUAUCAGAAGCUGCAACGUUUUUCAUAAACCCAGCAACCGUGUACAUAAUGUUGAAACAUUACAUUGAUCUAAAACCAGGAGAUGUAGUUCUUCAUAACGGUGCUAACUCUACAUGUGGCAUAUAUACAAUACAAUUAUGCAAAGCUUGGGGCUUAAAAUCAAUAAGCGUUGUUAGAGACAGACCAGACAUCAAGGAGUUAAAGGAGUAUUUGAAAAGUCUUGGCGCUACGUAUGUUUUCACUGAGAAAGAAAUUAAGGAAACAGACAUAUUCAAAACAGGACAAUUGGAGAAUCCUAAGCUGGGUCUAAAUUGUAUAGGAGGAGAGUCAGCAAAUACUAUUUUAAGUCACUUAAGUGACGAAGGACUAUUAAUUACAUACGGAGCUAUGACUCUGGAACCAAUUAGCGUAUCUAUAACUACACUUGUCUUCAAAAACAUUAGAUUAGACGGUUUUAACUUUUUUAAAUGGUUCGGUAGACCUGAAAAUGAAAACAAAAAACCUGAAAUGUAUAAAACAUUGAUUGAUUUAAUAAUGAAAGGAGAUUUUAAAGCCGCACCACACGAAUUUGUAGAUUUUCAAAAUUAUAAAGAAGCUAUGAGUAAAUCUGUAUCUAAAGAUGGAAUGAUUGGAAAAAAGUACAUUUUAGAUUUUAGAAGUCUUAAAAAUUGAUAUGAUAACAGUAUUCCAUUGUUUUCAAAAAUGUGUUUUACUUAAAUAAUUAUUAUGUUCGGUGUUGGUGAAAAGAAAUAAAUGAUGUACUAGUUUUA
This is a messenger RNA of Psylliodes chrysocephalus, 1390 nucleotides long. The record is from the annotation of a GenBank genome assembly. Lineage: Eukaryota; Metazoa; Arthropoda; Insecta; Coleoptera; Chrysomelidae.